CAAGCAGCACGCGCUUGUCUUGUCGCCUAGCAACCCGUCCGCUUCAGCCUGGCUGCCCGCUGCAGGUGUGUGAGAGGAGAAGCGGGGAGUAAUGGCGGACCGAGGCCUGGAGAAAGCCGACAUCGCUGCACUCAGCCCUGAACAGCAGGAACAGUUGCGCCAGUUUAAGAUCAAGACAAGAAUAGCGAAUGAAAAGUAUCUGAGAGCUCAUCCAGAAGUGGAAAUGCUGCUGAGUGAUUUUCUAAGAGAUGUGUUUGUUAAAAGACCUACAGAUAUCCGUGAAUUUGCUGCAGAUCAUUUCAGUGAUCCAGACCUACCAAGGAAAAUUCAGAUGAAAUUGGAAGAGAAGGCUUCAGUGAAAAUAUGAAGAGGUCUUAAAAUAUAUGUCCCAUAAAACAAUGAAAACACAUUACUUUUAUUUAGCAUGAUAGCAUUUGCUACUUGGAGCUAUUAUGUAAUAGGGUUUUAUCAGGGGAGAAGACUCUGGCUCUUUUGUUAAAUGAGACUAUGGGGAUGUAAAAACUAUGGAGAUGAAUGUCAACUCCACUGAACUGAACAAAAUACCACAAUCAAGUGUUACAUCAAGUCACAUCCGCUGGAUAGGAGAGGACACAAAUUCUAAAAGCAUUUUUCUUUCUAUUAAAACAUUAUCCCACUAUUUUGAACAAGUGCUAUCAUCAAUCUGAGAUGUUAUUGUCUAAACACAGUUAGGCAUAAAUUUGUAACAGUCUGGAAUACAGAAAGUGCAUACCUUCAUCUCCAUGGUUUUUGAAAUACGUUGUUAAGAUACACUUUUUCCACAUAAACGUGAAUGGCAAAAGUUACCAUAUGGUUUGCUAAUAUCAUAUAUGAGAUCAGAAUUUUCCAUGCGGAAUUACUGGCACCCCAUAAAUGAGCAAAAAUGCAUAAAUAAAUAGAAAAUAAGUGAUA
Pangasianodon hypophthalmus (striped catfish) is the source of this 930-nucleotide messenger RNA. It is a transcript of the gene riiad1, whose product is annotated as regulatory subunit of type II PKA R-subunit domain containing 1. The record is from RefSeq and is a predicted model, not a curated record. The transcript is spliced from 4 exons. The coding region runs from base 92 to 367 and encodes 91 amino acids. NCBI's taxonomy places the organism in Eukaryota, Metazoa, Chordata, Actinopteri, Siluriformes, Pangasiidae.